This is a messenger RNA of Trypanosoma conorhini, 948 nucleotides long. RefSeq lists its product as uncharacterized. The transcript has a single exon. The record is from RefSeq and is a predicted model, not a curated record. Lineage: Eukaryota; Euglenozoa; Kinetoplastea; Trypanosomatida; Trypanosomatidae. Bases 1 to 948 code for a protein of 315 amino acids.
AUGAUUGUCAACGACGAGGAACGGAGCAUCGACUUUAGCCAAAACCCGUCCGGCGAACUGGACGAGGCGGUGCUCACGCGGCUUCGUGACGCAUUGAUCAGCAAUGACCACUACAGCAAACUUGUCUUUAACAACAAUCGCCUAGACGAAGACGCGGUUGGCAUUCUGGGGGCCAUUCUGAAGGGACCUACCCCGAUUGAGUCCCUGUGUCUUUCCUCGUGCCGGGUUCGCGACCUUGAUUUCAUCCACAUCGCCAAUGCGCUGUGCGUGAGGAAGACUCUGAAGCACCUCGAUUUGUCCAAGAACCCCGAUAUCACCAGCGCGGCGGCACCGGAUAUCGCAAGAGUCAUUCGGACCCUGCCGUCGCUGCGGGAGGUACUAUUAAUUGGAACAGGGCUCAAGCCGGCAAACUGCUCAAAGAUCGUCGCCGCAGUGGAGCGAAAUUCCUCGUUGAAAGUGCUGGUGCUGCCGUACACAGUAGGCUUCAGGGUCCUCGAUAGGGUCCGAAACGUUCUUGAAGGGAGGAGCGACGCCAAAGUAGAGGAUUUGGUGAAAGCGGACAAAGCCGUGAAAGCCGCGCCGUCGCUGGUGGAAUCAGCGGGGACAGGUGCUCCGGAUCCCACGCUUGGUCGUCGGAAAAAGUCUCCUUUGUCAGGGCUUCUCCUGCCUCCGAUAGUUGCCUCUCAGUUAGAGGGACAGGGUUUCACAUCCGAGCUAUGUCACCCCUCCAACGCCUUACAGAGGAUGGAGUUCCGUUGUUGGGCGGAUCCGGCCAUUAAAAAUGCCGCCGUCCAUCUGCAUGUUCUUGACAAGCGUUGCAACCUCCUAGAAGCCCAUCAGCAGGAGCUAAGAGAGCGAAUUCGUGCGAAACGUGGUCUGGACGAAAAGAAUCGCGCUGCAAAGAGGCAAUCGCGGUAUCGUGGCCGUGAUGCCUCCGCGUCGCUCUAG